Molecule: messenger RNA, 881 nt
Organism: Zeugodacus cucurbitae (melon fly)
Lineage: Eukaryota; Metazoa; Arthropoda; Insecta; Diptera; Tephritidae
Gene: Aptx
Product: aprataxin-like protein
Exons: 3
Coding region: 1-564 (187 amino acids)
Biological process (GO): single strand break repair; double-strand break repair
Cellular component (GO): nucleus
Molecular function (GO): single-stranded DNA binding; double-stranded RNA binding; DNA 5'-adenosine monophosphate hydrolase activity
Source: RefSeq, a predicted model, not a curated record
AUGACAAAUUUGAUUGGCAAAGGAUGGGCUGCUGGCCUUUUAGCCACCAUUAAUGAUCCUAAAAAUAUUAUAAUAUCUUCGAACGAUGCCGUAGUGAUACACGACAAAUAUCCAAAAGCUCAGCAUCACUAUCUCGUGCUGCCAAAAGCGGACAUACCUGAUAUUUUCCAUUUAAAUCAAAGCCACUUACCGCUGCUAGAGGAACUGUUUCUGCUUGCACAAAAUGUAAUUGAGGUGAAGCGUUGCCAAUUAGAUGAUUUCAAAAUUGGCUUUCAUGCGCAACCUAGCAUGCAGCGUUUGCACUUGCAUGUAAUCUCCAAAGAUUUCGUAUCAGACUGCCUCAAAACUAAGAAACAUUGGACGAGUUUCAACACAAAGUUAUUUCUAUACUAUCAAGAUGCGUUUGCGCUAAUAAAAGCAGGAGAACUAAUCAAACCACUUAACAAGGAGCUGGUGCAACAGUUGUGCAACUCUCCGCUGGAAUGUAAUCAAUGCAAGUUUGUGGGGAAAAACGUACCCGACUUAAAGCGCCAUCUACUGGAUCACCGGACUCAAAAGCAAUAACAAAGUUGUAUCCGAAACGUUAUAUAAAUUGCAAAAAAAAUAUUUGUAAUUGAUUAAAUACUUAACAUAUUUAUUAGUAAUUUUACAGAAAUUAAAAUAUUUCUUCUUUACUUAAUAUAACGGCAUUUUACACUCAAAUACAUUCAUUACAUUGUCAACGGUCAAAGAGCUUGUGGGGGGAAUUGGAAAUGGUAAUGUCGAAGAAAACUUUAGCUGCAGACAAUUAGUGCACACAAAACGGAGAAAACGCGACAAUCCAACCGUCGCGUUGUUUAAUAAUGAAAGCAAUAAUGAUUGAUUUGCUACAAAACCAUAAC